UCACACUUUGGAUCAACAAAUAACCCGCCUCCGGAUUGCAACCUAAAUCCAAGAAGACUCACCUCGCAGAAGAAAGCACAGAGCAUAAAGCAUCAGAUCCUUUGAGGAAAAAAAAGAAGGAAGAAGAAGAAGAAGAAAACAUAAAAUCACAAUACUUCCAAUGAGUGCAGGUGGUUCAUUUGGUGGAAAUAGAGGAUUAAGACCUGUACCCCCAGAAAAAGGAGUGUUCCCUUUGGACCACAUGCAUGAAUGUGACUUGGAGAAGAAAGAUUAUAUUAAUUGUCUCAAAUCUUCUGGUCAUCAAUCUGAAAAAUGUAGACAUUUCUCCAAAAAAUAUCUGGAAUGUCGCAUGGAAAAGAACUUGAUGGCACGGCAAGACAUGUCAGAACUCGGGUUUGGGAAGGAAACUGGUUUGGAAGCUUCUGGAGAAAAGAACGAAAAGCGGAUUGAUAACUAAGUUGGAAUUAAAGGGCGAAGCUUUUGUAGGUGCUGGCAGUCAGAAUUCAUAUUCAUUUGAUCAAUAUGCUUCUGGUGGUUAUCAUAGAUUGCACAAGCAAGAUAAUCGAGCAUUAUAGGGUUUUGUUAGAAACCUUGAACUUUCUUUGUAAUGACAUGUCCAGGAGUCCCAUUUCCACAAAAAAUGUAAGAAUAUUCAAAACUUGAAUAGACAAAUUUCCCCAUUUUGAUGGAAGUUAUAAGAUAAUCCAUCUAUCCAAUUUCUGAGUAA
Molecule: messenger RNA, 727 nt
Organism: Manihot esculenta (cassava)
Lineage: Eukaryota; Viridiplantae; Streptophyta; Magnoliopsida; Malpighiales; Euphorbiaceae
Product: cytochrome c oxidase assembly protein COX19
Exons: 4
Coding region: 161-457 (98 amino acids)
Source: RefSeq, a predicted model, not a curated record